UCCAAAUGCAGAAGUAAACAGAAAUGGUAUUAAGAUUGCUAUUAAAAUAUCUUGUAAAUAAUGAGCAAUUGGUCCAUCGACUGAGUCAAUCAUAUCCAGUUCGAAGGGCAGCUCAGUUAGCUGUUUUAUUUUACAUGAGAAGUAAACAUAUGAUGCAAGAAAAGGGUAUGGAUGGCACUUUAACUCCUGAGCAGUUUAAAGCUCUUAUAAGAAAUUUUCAACACAAUCUACAAAAAGAACUGAAGGAUGCUCAUGAGAAAUUUAAAAGCAGAAAAUUUUGAGUAGGCACUUGAUGAAUUUACAUAAUUAUAAAAAUUUCAAUAGCUUCAAAGAUAUGACUGACUUUUUUUAAAAGCAAAAUUAUCUUAAUAUGUGAUUGUAUUACAACACUUCAG
Molecule: messenger RNA, 395 nt
Organism: Agrilus planipennis (emerald ash borer)
Lineage: Eukaryota; Metazoa; Arthropoda; Insecta; Coleoptera; Buprestidae
Exons: 1
Coding region: 24-281 (85 amino acids)
Source: RefSeq, a predicted model, not a curated record